AUGGUGGCUGUCUCUUCGGUUCUGAGAAUGCUGAUGUGGGGAGUCGUCGCAAUCUUUGUCAGUGUCGUUGGCAAAGCGGUCUACAAUGUCUACUUCCAUCCCCUUCGCCAUUAUCCAGGGCCCAAAUUGUGGGCUGCGUCUAGGCUGCCCUGGAUCUGGACUGCGAUAAGCGGCGAGAUACACAAUAAGAUCUCGGAUCUCCAUCAAACAUACGGCCCCGUCGUCAGAACGGCCCCGAAUGAGCUGUCGUACAUCAGCGACAACGCGUGGAAGCAAAUCUACGGUCAUCGACCAGUGGAAAUGCCCAAGGAUCUCAAAGGUCCAGGACUUCUCCCAACGUUCAAAAAUACCGAGUCCAUCGUGACUGCGUCGUCGGGAAACCACCCUCGAAUGCGACGGCUAAUAUCCCAUGCAUUUUCCGAGAAAGCGAUAAGAGAACAGGAGGACUUGGUCCAGAACUUCAUUGACCAAAUGAUUUCACGACUCACCGAUAAGUGUAAAGAGGGGCCGCAAGAUGUGACCUCCUGGUUCAAUUGGUGUACAUUCGACAUUACGGGCGACUUGGCCUUUGGCGAACCAUUUGGGUGCCUCCAGGAGACUCAGUAUCAUGAGUGGGUGAAGCAAAUCUUUCAGGGGGUGAAGGUGUAUCCCUGGAUGCAGGCCAUUGUCUACUAUGGACUGCUUCCCGUCGCCAAACUCCUUGCGCCUAAGGAGCAGCAGAGGGCCAAAGAGGAAGCCGAUGCCAAAGCCUACGCGAAGCUUGACAGGCGGAUCGCUCGAAAGGACCAAAUCCAGCGAAAGGACUUUAUGAACUACAUCCUCCGGGAGAACAAGCAAGGGUCCGCGGGCAUGACCAUGCCGGAAAUCCAGGAGACGGCCGUCAUUCUGAUCAUCGCGGGCAGCGAGACCACCGCCACGCUCCUCUCGGGGCUUCUGUAUUUUGUCCUCCGCCAUCAAUCUGUCUACCGGCGAAUGGUGCGAGAAGUCAGAAGUACGUUCACGAGCUACGAGAACAUCACCAUGGUGACGACCAAUGAGCUGAAAUACAUGCCAGUCGUGGUCGAGGAAGCAUUCAGGCUCUAUCCUCCCUCACCCAACGCCUUUCCCCGGUUGGUGCCGGGAAAGGGGGAAGCAAUCGAGGGCCGUUGGGUUGCCGGGGGCAUGACAGUAGGAGUCCAUCCUUUUGCGGCGUCGAGGCACCCGGACAACUUUUACCGCCCACUUGAUUUCCUACCUGAGCGCUGGCUGGCUCCUCACCUGAUGGAGAAGGACGACGUACCCGCGGAGAUGUUUGCCAGGGAUAAGAAGAAUGUCUCGCAACCUUUCUCAUUCGGCCCUCGCAACUGCAUUGGCAAAAGCCUAGCAUACGCCGAGAUCCGCGUGAUUCUGUCCAAGCUACUGUGGACUUUCGACUUGGCUUUGGCUCCCGAGUCUGACAAUGACGACUGGGCAAGAACUCAGAAGACAUACAUGCUGUGGGAGAAGCCUGCGUUGAUGGUCAAUCUGACGCCCGUAAAAUAG
Messenger RNA from Fonsecaea pedrosoi CBS 271.37, 1521 nucleotides. RefSeq lists its product as uncharacterized. Gene Ontology annotation, molecular function: heme binding; oxidoreductase activity, acting on paired donors, with incorporation or reduction of molecular oxygen; monooxygenase activity. The record is from RefSeq and is a predicted model, not a curated record. Bases 1 to 1521 code for a protein of 506 amino acids. The transcript has 4 exons. Lineage: Eukaryota; Fungi; Ascomycota; Eurotiomycetes; Chaetothyriales; Herpotrichiellaceae.